This is a messenger RNA of Colletotrichum tamarilloi, 3150 nucleotides long. Its product is annotated as SH3 domain-containing protein. Bases 1 to 3150 code for a protein of 1049 amino acids. Gene Ontology annotation, biological process: establishment or maintenance of actin cytoskeleton polarity; intracellular protein localization. Gene Ontology annotation, cellular component: microtubule cytoskeleton; cell tip. Gene Ontology annotation, molecular function: protein binding. The transcript has 5 exons. The record is from RefSeq and is a predicted model, not a curated record. NCBI's taxonomy places the organism in Eukaryota, Fungi, Ascomycota, Sordariomycetes, Glomerellales, Glomerellaceae.
AUGACGAGACCUCACAUUAUUCGCGCUGACACCAUCGAUCUGCAAAACCCGGAAGCACCCUCAGCGAAAGACCACAGCAGGGCGCCCAACGGCUCGUUCGGUCCGCACCAGGCCGAGACUCUUCGAGAGGUCGCCCAGGAAUCCGCCGAAGAUCAAGCGCGCAGCCCGAGGCUAUCUUGGACCAACGCCGACGACGACGACAUCUCCGACGAAGACGAUCUCGCGGGAGAGGUCUCGAGGAAGCUGACUGGGAGCACAAUGGACGACGCGAGCAAAAAACAACAGCAAGAUGCGCUGGCUGUCGCACAAAAUGGAGGUGUCUCGGACGACGGGAACAUGGACGACACCGACGAGAGCAUGGACGACGACGACAUGAUGGACAAGAUUUCGAGUUCGCCCUCGAUUGAAGAUGGUGGGUACACUUCGAUUAUGCCUCCGCAAUCAUGGCCGCGUAGAGUCGACUCUCUACCCGCCAUGCGAGAUCACGCCUCCCCCGUUUCCCCUUCCUUCAGCGAGGCAAGGUCCUCUUCUCCUUAUACCGAAUCCCUUGAAUACCUCCCAGCGCACCUCUCUUGGCAGCAUAGCAAGGCAUCUGAUCGCAAUACGACCGACGACGACGACGACCGAUUCGACGGGGAACAGUAUACCGACGAAUAUUAUGACGACGAACAAAACGGCGAUGAAUGCAACGACGGGCUUGACUGGCAGGAGGAAAACAGCAGCAAUUAUGCAGCCAAGUUUGACUUGCAGAGUGUUGCACAGCAUGGACCCAUUGUGGUUCGUCCGCUUCGCGUGCGGAAAACUGGAGAACCGGUGUACGACGACUUUGCGCAGCGGCGUGCCGAGAUGGAGAGGGCAGAAAGAGACGAGGCAGUUGGUGGACUUGACGAUGACGGCAUCCCGCUUACGAUCCCAUACGAACCCUCUAUUGAUGAUGAAGAUGAUGAUGACGGCGAUGUUUCUCUUGUUGAUGAUUCUAGGUUUAUUGCCUGUGGCUGGGGCAACGAGUGCUUACACGAACCAGAGGACAUCGAUUUCGAAUUCGUCUACGCGUUGCACACCUUUGUCGCAACCGUCGAGGGCCAAGCAAAUGCCACCAAGGGCGACACCAUGGUGUUGCUGGAUGACAGCAACAGCUACUGGUGGCUGGUCCGUGUGGUGAAGGACAGCAGCAUUGGCUAUCUGCCGGCAGAGCACAUUGAAACGCCGACCGAGAGAUUGGCGCGCUUGAACAAGCACAGGAAUAUAGACGUAGUCGCUCCCUCCAUGGAAGAGAUGAACCUUUCUGACUUAGAUCAGCUUUCCGCUACAAUGCUCGGAGAUCAGUCUGGGGAAAAGUCCAAGAGCACCUUCAAGACUGCUCUGAGGAAGAAGAAGAAGACGGUCGCGUUCGCUGCCCCGACUUUCGUCGAUUACUCUGACUAUGAUUACUCCUCGGACGAGGACGAGGUCGACGAGCUGUUCUCUCAACAACAGGGUGCUCAACAGCAGCAGCAACAGCAGCAGCAGCAGCAACAACAACAAACGUCGCAACAGGCAACAGAGGAAACGAUGGAUGACGAUACGGCCAAGGUGGAGCCCCUCAAGCCAAGGGCGACAACGAAGGAGGUCAACGUUGCGGAACCGACGAAGAAGGAGGAGGCACCCGAGGAUGACUCGAAACGUGACAGCGGCGAAAUCUUCGAAAAACCAGAAGGUCCCAGUAGGUCGAGGAACGGCACCGUCAGGAACACCGACUCUUUCUUUAAGGACGAAACGGUCGAGACCAAGAAGAUCACGCUUACGCCUAACUUGCUUCGUGACGACAGCGGGUCGCGACCCUCGACAACGGAAAGCGUCCAGGUCAAGCAACGGCCAAGUUUGGACAAGAUGGACAAGGAGCUGCAGCCGGAUAAGAAGGAGGACAAGAAGAAGAAGGACAAGAAGGAGAAGGAGAAGAAGACGAGCACCAUUCGGAGUUUUUUCUCGCGUAAGGACAAGAAGAAGACCACGGACGACGACGAUGAGUCUUUUGGCAAGAGAUCGAUGGAUAUCGUUACAGAAUCUCAGGACCGAGAGAGUCGCGAAAGCCGUGAGAGUCGGGAAGAGGAGCCGAAGGAACCGUUGUCCCCGAGAGGCGAUGGCCCCCAACGGAGCACAAGCAAGCUCCAGAAGCAACAGCCGAGAGUCGAGCCGUCUCCUGCGAGACUCAAUGGGGCGGCAACGCCGCAAAAGUCUGCUACCAGGGAGCUUUCCGAAUUCAUUUCCUCCGAGGGCCGCCCUAACAACGUCUCGAACGUACCUCCCGCUUCUAUGCGCAUUGUGGAGGAUGAUUCUUCGGAUCCAGAACUCUCUGUUCAACAGCAGCGGAUCAAGUCUCCAGAGACGACUCGAUCACCGCCCCAAGAAAAGUCGACCCUAUCCAAGAUCAUCCCGUCGAGGAGUGGCAAUAGUGAACCGAAGCCGCAAAAGGUCACCAAGGCGAAGUCUCGAGUUGAACUUGAUGACUUUGACUCUUCCGGGGAGGAGGUUGAGUCUGCCGAGCCACCUGUGCAGCAGCAGGCACAUCAGAUUGUCAAGGAAGAGAAAUUGGAACGGCCUUUGCCUGGCGCCUUCCCUGACAGCUACAUGAGCAAUUUGAGUGCUGCCAGCGCUCAGACGGAUAAGACAAUUACUCCUACGCAAUCUCAACAGCCUCAGCCUCAGCCUCAGCCUACCGCUGUUGAACGCGAAAAGGAUAGACUUUCCGAAUCUCCCGUGCAAGUGUCGCCGGUCACUUCGCAUAACCCUCCUGCGCUCAUGGUGGAUACUUCCAGUCAAGAAGGCCACUCGACGUCACCAUCGCCAGAGCUCAUUGACGCUGAGGAGGCAGGCAGACAUCGCGCUCAAGAUUCGAUGACUGCCAGCUCAACAUCCACGGGUGGCAGCACUACCGGUAGCAGCUGGAAUGAUGCGAAGCUUCGGGCAUUUUUCGAUUCGAGCUCGGAUAUCCGAGAUAUGCUGGUCGUUGUUUACGACAAGAGCGAGGUGGCGCCUGCUGGACCGGAACACCCCGUCGCAGGCUCUUUGUUCCGCGAACAGAAUGCCAAGUUGGCGGAAAUUACAACACAACUUGACAACAUGCUUGGCGACUGGCUGGCACGCAAGCAAAGACUUCGAGGCACUGUAUAA